Molecule: messenger RNA, 4232 nt
Organism: Stegostoma tigrinum
Lineage: Eukaryota; Metazoa; Chordata; Chondrichthyes; Orectolobiformes; Stegostomatidae
Product: ADP-ribosylation factor-like protein 8B-A
Exons: 7
Coding region: 120-686 (188 amino acids)
Biological process (GO): anterograde axonal transport; protein transport
Cellular component (GO): lysosomal membrane
Molecular function (GO): GTP binding; GTPase activity
Source: RefSeq, a predicted model, not a curated record
UGUUACGCUCUUCCCUUGCUCAGCUGUCAUAUGAUCACCGGCUGCGGAGCUGCAGACAUAAGGCAAGCUGAAGCUGAACUGGUAGAGCAGCAGGAAGUGGAGAGCUGGAGCCAGAGAAGAUGAGCAUGUUGGUGCUGAUUAAUAAGUUGUUGGACUGGUUUAAGUCCCUGUUCUGGAAGGAGGAGAUGGAGCUGACCCUGGUCGGGCUGCAGUACUCGGGCAAGACGACGUUUGUGAAUGUGAUCGCGUCUGGUCAGUUCACUGAGGAUAUGAUUCCAACUGUGGGUUUCAACAUGAGAAAGCUAACAAAAGGAAAUGUCACUAUUAAGAUCUGGGAUAUUGGUGGUCAGCCAAGAUUCCGAAGCAUGUGGGAACGUUACUGCAGAGGAGUUAAUGCUAUUGUCUACAUGGUGGAUGCUGCAGACUUUGAAAAGAUUGAAGCUUCAAAGAAUGAACUUCACAACUUAUUAGAUAAACCACAGUUGCAAGGAAUUCCUGUGUUGGUCUUGGGAAAUAAGAGAGACCUUCCUAAUGCUUUGGAUGAGAAACAGCUAAUUGAAAAAAUGAAUCUAUCUGCUAUCCAGGAUCGAGAAAUCUGUUGUUAUUCAGUAUCCUGCAAAGAGAAGGAUAACAUUGACAUUACACUACAGUGGCUUAUUCAGCACUCCAAAUCCAGGCACUGUUGAGGUUGGUCUCCUGUUGUAGAAGAUGGUAAACAGCUUGUCCAUCCUAUGUACCUUGGAAAGAAGUAUGGAAAAGUAAAGCCUAACUCAGCUGGGCCUGAGUCUUUCAAUCCCAGUUCUUGUUAUUAUGGACUUCUAAGAUUUCUUCUUUGCUUUCCUUUGACUUCAGGUCAUUUUCUACGUUUAAGGAAAAUUGUGCCAUUCAACAGUAAUGCUGAGUAAUCAUAAAUUAUUUUGGUAAGCCAUGGGCACAUGGCUUCUUUAUUUAAGAGAUGCCUCUGAAAAAAAGACCCACAGAAAAUGUCUAUACCCUUUUUAAUAGGAUGAUAUCCUGAUUGUGUGUUUCUCAUUUUGCAUGUGAUGUAUUAAUAUAGAGCAGUAUUUCAAUGUAUGAUUACUGAUCCAAAAGAACUGACCCUAUUUAUAACAGCAAUGGUUUGCUUGACCAGUGAAGAUAAGUUCCUGCUAAAUUGAAAGUAGUUAUGUGAAUGCACAAGCAGGAGAGCAAUAUUUUGCUGAUUGAUGGGGAUGCUUUCACUUUCCUAUUUUGACAAUAUCAUGGAUUGCACUUUUAUACUAACAUCAAUAUAGUUCUGUCAAAUGGUUUUCCAUCCAUCUCAAAGGCCAUCUACAUCCACAGGGUAGCAGGGAAAUUCAGUUGACAUUUCCUUCAUAUCUUAAUUGCUCUUUCAAAUUAUUUGCAUUCAUCAAGACAUAAGCCAUAAAUAUAACCUAAUGAUUUCAUGCAAAUUUGAAAGAAGGCUGCAAAUUGAUUUUAUUGUGUGGAAGUGAUAUGCACCAUUCCAAGUUUCAUCUUUUAUUUUGUGAAUCUCAAUAUGAGAACAGCACAAAAUAAGGCUAUUAUCAAUGUUUUAGUACAUAUGGAACAUCAGACUCUGCCAAGUGGAGGAUAGUAGUAUCUGGACUGUACCACAAUGACAGCAAAUUUGAAAUACAUCCAACAAUUGCUUGAAAGUGCAGUCUGAUGAUCACAAGUCUGUUUCAAAUUGGCAUGUUACACGGUGAGAUGCAGGUUUUAGUCCAAUUUGAUGUCAUAAUUGUCUUUCUACUAUAGCACUUAAACAAGCCUGUAAUCACGAUCUCUCAAACUAACUAUGUUCUUUUACAGUACCAGAGACUUUGCCACCUACUUCACAUUUGUUCCCUUUUAUAUUUGUUAUUCUAUGAAGUCUCAGUAGAGCAGUUACAUUGCAAACUAAUGAGUUGUAUGUUACAUCAUCUUAAUCCUUUUUUAAAAAGGCAUUAUGCAAAGAAGCAUGGGUACAUUGACACAAAUAUAAGACUUGUUGUAAAUGAGAAUUAAUUUAUGUUCAUCCGUACUGUAAGGGAAUUCAGUAACUUCUAAAUCUUUGUUUCGAUCUAACCAAUCCUCUUGCUCUAUGACGUUUAAUGUAUUUUGAUGGUGGUAAUUGACGAAUAAAAAUUGGCCCAGUACGUGAAGAUAAUUUGCUCCACUUCUAUGAUUAUCUGUAUAAGUAGGCUCUUGGUUUAACUUCUAAACUGAAAGAUGAAAAUGCAGCACUCUUUCAGUAUUGCAAUGAAGUGUCAGCCGAGAUUAUGUGUUCAAGUGAAGUGGACUUUAAACCUAUAACAUCUGACUCUGAAGCACUGGGCCAGGCUACCUUGUGAUGAAUCACUGAGUACAGUAAUCUCUGAUGGCAGUUUUUCCAGUGCUAAACCCUGAAUUGUCAAAUAUAUUUUUAUUCAAAAGAUUUACAGGAUCAGACCUCUCCUGUUCUCCUUUUCCGUUGGUAAAAUAUGGUUAUGAUCUCAUUUUUAAAAUUAUUCGAACCUGUAACUUGACAAUGGUUAAUCCGUAUAAACUUUGAAAGCAUGUAUCUACUUUUCAUUUUAGUUUUCCUGUAUUUUAGCCCCCCUAAUUAACAAGGCACUUUUUAAAAAAAAUAAAGUUGCAGUUUUAUUAUAAAGGAUAGAAUCUGUCAGUGGAAAUUUUUACAAAACCUGUCGUGAUCAUUUAAAUAGUACUAGUCAAAGUUCAGAAUAAGUUUUCAGCUUUUUCCAUGCGAAGCCAGUUCCUGUGAUCCAAGCAGAAUUGUGGGGUUAGGGCCAUUUUAUAAGUUCCAGAGGAUGGAAUGCCUUCUGUAUUUACUGUAAAACUUACUUUAUACACAGGUGAAUUACCUUUUAGCAUCCAUAGCAGUUAAGUAACAUUUGGUGAUGUAAUUAUUUGGGCAUCAUGAAGUGGCUCUUUUCCUAAAACAACACCAAUUACAACAGAACCUGGAAUUUAAAUUUUAGUAUUACUUUGUGAUGUAACAUAUUAUUUAAAAUAAAUGUAUUAGUUUGACACUGUAUUUAAUACUCAUUAGACACGAACCUUGUCUGCAUGGUGCUCAAGCGGUGGACUAAACAUCCCACAUUUUCACUUUAUGUUAUUUAUGUGCAAUGUAUUUUAAAUUGUUUCAUCCAUGAGACGUGUAUUUUAACUGUAUAAAAGUUGAAAAAUGAGACAUAGCUCGAAAGUUCUGGUCUCUUGCUCAGUAUAGGAAAAAAGACUGGAAAUUGGUCAUUUGCAUUGCAGUUGUUGUGCUGUCAUAGCGGUGUUCAAUUUAGAAAUAUAGAUUUUAAUGAUAUAUUGAAGCAGCUUUGAGCAUUAGAAUCAUAAGCAUUUAAUCCAGUCUACUAUGUUGGUGUGGUAGCUCACAUUGUUCUACUGUAUAGAAUGGAACAUAUACAGAAUACACUUUCUUUUCCAAAUUUACAAUCACUGAAGACAGUGACAGACAGCUCUAAUGUGUGACAAAUUCUACGGGCGUUUCUAAAUAAUGAAUUCACACUCAAAGUCUCUGUCUGCAAACUAAGGAAUCACAAUAUUUCUAAGCAAAAACAGUAUUUGAUGAGUGAACGAUAAAAAGAAUUAUUAUAUAGAUUGCAUUGAAGGAGGCUCAUGUGAACUACAAACACUGGCAUCGAAUGAUUGAGGUGACUAGCCACUUCGUUCUGUGUAACCUUCACAUACCUGAGUGCUCAGAAUAUUUGAACAAUUCUUUCAAAGAACUAGCACAGACAAAAUGGGCUGAAUGGCCUAUUUCUAUGCUGUCUGAUUCUAAACGUGUCCGACAUAUUUUAAAAACUGAUAGACCAUUCCUUUUUCAGCUUUUACAUUGAAAAACUGUUUUGGUCUUGAACAGUAUUCCAAACAAUUUUUAGGCAUCCAUACAAUAGCAACCCAAGUAGAUACUUCAGACUGAUGGUGCUAACUGGAGCAACCUGAUCUUUGUAAGUAUAGUAAUUUUUUUCUUAUAUUUCCAAGGGAUAGGUACAUAUUAGUAGAUGUUAGUGUGUAUUCCUGCAAACUAAACUUAAGAAUUCUAUAUAUUAAUAAAAUGUAAUGUUAUUGAGGUUUGAGAUAAAUCUCAUUACUUUAACUGUCAAAACUGUAAUUCCAAUGGGUUUCACACACCUCAAUUUUGUAGUUUAAUUGCUUAAUUUAAAAAAAAACUGGAAUUUUGCUUAAUGACUGUGACAUGUCAGCUAAAUUGUGGAUUAGACAAGAAUUUAGGAGUG